Penaeus indicus is the source of this 3944-nucleotide messenger RNA. Its product is annotated as TOX high mobility group box family member 4-B-like. Gene Ontology annotation, biological process: regulation of transcription by RNA polymerase II. Gene Ontology annotation, molecular function: chromatin DNA binding. The record is from RefSeq and is a predicted model, not a curated record. The transcript is spliced from 9 exons. Lineage: Eukaryota; Metazoa; Arthropoda; Malacostraca; Decapoda; Penaeidae. Gene Ontology annotation, cellular component: nucleus. The coding region runs from base 60 to 1724 and encodes 554 amino acids.
GAGGAGAGAGUUUCGACUUGUCACUCACCAUUCCGGAGUCCAACAACCACGCGGCCUACAUGAGUGACCAGCCUCCCUACGCCAACUACGGGACCGAGGAGAACUACGGUGACCUCCAAGGGCUGACCUCCACCCUCCCCCAGCCGGAGGCAGACACAACCUCCGCCGCCCACAACCACGCCCAUCACCAGCAGACCAUGUAUCAGCAUCAGAUGGGCGUGGGCGGCAAUAUGGUUCACGCCAACCCACAAUUUCCGCCCCAGAAUCUGUACAUCCCACCCAUCUCCCAGCCAGGCAACAUGGGACCUGUCCAGACCACCGGGUAUAUGGCCCACCCCGGCUGCGGCCCGCCCACCCCCGUGUACACCAGCGCCAGUGUGGCCAUGCACGGAGCCGGCCCCCCUCAGGCGCCCCACAUGAUGUCGGGCGUUGGGGGCAUGAUGGGCUACUACCCACGCCCGCAGAUGGUUCGCAGCGGCGGUUCGCCCAACUCAGGUGGUUCCCCGUCCCCCGGAAGUGAUGAUUCCGACGACUCGACGCCUCUGGCUCAGAUGGGUCGCGGGAAGAGGCCCUCGUCGGAGAGCACGGAGGGGCCGGCCCGAGGCAAGAAGCCCAAGGUGUCGAAGAAGAGCAAGAAGAAAAGAGACCCCAACGAGCCGCAGAAGCCUGUGUCCGCUUACGCUUUGUUCUUCCGUGACACCCAGGCCGCCAUCAAAGGCUCCAACCCCAACGCGUCCUUCGGGGAGGUGUCCAAGAUCGUCGCCUCCAUGUGGGACUCGCUCGACGCCGACCACAAGAACGUGUACAAGAAGAAAACCGAAGCGGCCAAGAAGGAAUACCUCAAAGCUCUCGCAGCUUAUCGCGCCAGUUUAGUCUCGAAGGGUGGUGAGGGUGAAGGGGUGUAUGGCGCUCCUGGGUAUGGCCAGUUUGCCCCUGGGUUUGGCUACCCCCCCACUACUAGCGCCCCUGGCCACCCCCAGGUUCAGUCCUCCACACAGAUGUCACCACUGGCCAAGAAGUCUCCUCUACUCUCCUCCCUCAUGGCCGACCCUCCCCCACCCAUGAUGACCCCUCCCAUGUCACAGCCCAUGCCACCUUCUGGCCCACCUAUGAUGCCCCAUGGUUCUAUGCCACCCAUGUCAGCAGCCAGCAUGGCUCCCCAGGCUCAGCAGGGCCCACAGGCUGCCCACCAGCCGCCUACACCACAGUCCCACCUGACGCCCAUGACCAACGUACCUACCACCUCUCCCUACAUGAAUCAGCAAGCACCUGGCUCCAUGACGAGUCCUGGUGGUGGCGGCUCACCAGGUAGUCGGCCGCAGCACCAGCCCCAGCAGACACCACAGCAGGCUGCUACCCAACAGCAACAGCAGCAGGCAGGACAGCAGCAGCAACAUCAGCAGCAGGCAGGACAGCAUGGUCAACAACAGCAGCCUCCUCAGCAGCAGCAGCCUCCACAACAGACACAACAGCAGCAGCAACAAAGCGGGCAGGGUUCAGGUGGACAACAGCAGGGCCAGCAGGGACAUGUUGGCUGCCCAACCUCUGGUCCAAACUGCAUCAGGUCCGGGUGCACAAACCCAGCUGUACACAACCCAGAAUGGGAAGAUGAGUACUGCUCCAAUGAAUGCGUUGUGUCUCAUUGCAGAGAUGUUUUCAGCACCUGGGUAGCAGGCAACCACCAUCAGCCAAAUACUCCAACUUAUCCUGCACCAGUCAAAUAAGCUCACAGAUGAGCUCCUAGAUAAAUAAGAGGGCCAGCCAGCCAGGCAGCAGUCAGUCAAAGUCCAGUCAGUCAUCUAUGUGGGUUAAGACACAGAGAUGGUACCUGCAACUUUAUUUUAACAAGUUAAAGGAAUGUCUUGUGUGAAUAUAUGGACACUGAUUGAUCUGGUGAAGAAAUCCAAGAUACACAUGGCUGCUGUGUAAGGCUGUAAUUGUGAAAAUGUUUUGUGGUACCUCUUCUUCCCCCUAGAUGUUGGCAAAUGGGUGCUUGUGUUUAAAGUCAAGAUUUCUAAGCUGCUGUCAUUGCUGGAACUUCAAAAGAAGCAUCUUUCUCUCUGUUCCAACCUUCCUUGCUCUUUGUAGUAUCCCAAGUGUAUUAUUCAUACCCAUCUGAUUCUACUAUUCUUCUUCAAUCCUAGAUGAGAAGAGUUCCAGAACAAUUGUUUGCUGUGAAAGUGGGCAUUUUUAUGUAUUUUUUAUUUUGCUGAUGAACAAGGCUGUGCUAGCAAUGCAAUGGCAUUAGCAAUUUUAUUGGACUGUAUUGGGUUCCAGAGGAGGCAUUCUCCUCUCUCCAACAUUGGGCAAAAAGAUUCGAAAUGCCCUUCAAGUGUAAAAUUUCAAUUUACUUUAAAGAAAACUUACAUCAACCUGACCAAAUGGAUGGAGGGGACCAAAACUUUGUCUUUUGAUUUGUUAGUUUUAUGCUUAGUACAAAGAACAAAUUGAAUUCACUGAACAAUAAGAUGGGUGAUUUAAAAGAAAUACAUUUAGAUCAUCUUGCUCACUUUCACAGCUUUUGGAACAAUAUUUUGAUCAUAAGGUUUAAGUAAUUCCAGCAGGAAAUCAUGUCUUAGGGAGCUGGGUUUGUAAAUAUUUGUGUUAAUUUUCUUGAUAAGGAGAGAAAAAAUAUGAUUACGAUUAUUAUAGAUAUAGUAACAUAUUUACAAUAUAAUUUGUAAAUAUUUCAACAAUAUGUACAAGUGAUUGGUGAUUUUCUCCUCAACGUGAUUCAGUUAUGAUCAGUUGAUUAUAUACGGUAUGUAUGUAUGUACAUGUAUCAUAGUAGAUUUGUUCAGAGGCUUAUUAUUUGAUUAGCAAGAAAAAAAUCAUUAGAAAUGACCUAUUUGUCAAACUUGUAUCAAUUCCUUCCAUUACAGUUACAGGAGUGGAUGUCAGUAUCCUUAAACCUCCUGUGUCUGCAAUCCUUGCAUGCUAAGUGUAUGCAUAGCAAUAUCAUUUGGCAAUUCCCAGUUUUCACAUAUGUAUUUCAAGAGGUCAUCGGCCGAGUUUGUGUCGAGAGGACACUUUGCUCAAUCCUCAUUGUACAUAGCACUAAUAUUUGGAGGACUGACUGCCGUAUCCUCUUGGAAGUUAACAUAGAACUUUCAGAUAUUUACAUUCUGGAUACAGCCAAGAGGAGACAUAUGAUUUGCUUCUAUUUUCAAACUUUUUUCCUCAAUAAUAUUUUCCCUUGGGUGAAGCUUGAUGCAAAGUACUUCAUGAGAGCUGUCCUGUUUGGUGUAUAUUAUGGGGAAGUGGGAUGUAGAUGUGAGAGAAGUAAUGACCACUUACAAACUACCCGUCUUCACAUCAGGUUUUACCCAUGCUUGUAGCUCUUAGAAAAUCCUUCAGUCCUAGAAUAAAAUAAAGUCAGUGUUUGCCCUUCUUAUAUAGCUAUAAUAAAUAUGUUGAUUAAAUACUGUGCUUAAUGAGACAGGCAGAGACUCCACCACAGGGUUGAAUCCAACAUAACUUUUGUUUGUCACUAUUUCUAGUUUAAUAGAAUUAAUUGGUUUUUGUACUUAUAUGAACAAAUUCACAGUUGUUGUGGUUAAUGAACAAGACCUUUUGUGAACAACUUGAAUCAACUAUUGUUUCACACAACUUUUUGUACUAGAACAAUCCACUACAAAAUACUGCAGAAAGAACAAUACCCAAAUAAAGUGUUAAAAAAGAAAAGAAAAAAAAUGCCUUUUACAUUGGUAACACUAAUGUGUUGCCUGUUCCAAAGUGGUGUUUCAUAUAUAUAUAAAUAUAUAUAUAUAAUAUAACUAAUAAAUGUUAGUGAAUGGUUCCUUCAACCAUUUUCCAAAAUUGAAAAAUGUUGUGGAAUGGAUUUGCCACAGGGCAUAAUUCUGAGAUUGUUGUGUUAAUGUGUACAAUGCCUGUGUGUGCUCUCUUUCACUUCUGUAUUCACAAUAUAAUAAACACUAUACACA